GAAGAAUUCUAUCAAGACCGUGACAAUAGCAGAUUUGCUUCAGUAGUGGAAAGGCGCUAUUAUGGGAAUAUUCAACAUCUGAAAAUAAUCUCAGAUCACAAAACUAUGCUAAAGUACACCAUCGACAGAGACAGAAACAGAUGUCCUGCAGAACAUAACCACGACCCAGUUCACACAUUUUGUAUUCCAGACAGUGCUACUCCCGGUUUCCAGGUGAAACUGGGGUUUGAUGAUAACUCCCUUGAAGCCACUGCUUAUUAUGAUGAAGAUACACUCAAGGAUGACAAGUACCAAAGAGGCAUAUGGUACAUAGUUAAGGAGGCAUGUAUUCCUCUGCAACGUGACAGGACUGGUCUUGACAAGGAAAAGUUUCUCGAUUCAGACACGUUUGGAUCAAUGACCAUGGACUAUGAUGAUUCCAUAUUCGAUAUCCCGUCGAUCUGCCCUACAGUCAUCCCACCGAUGAAACAGAAGGCAAUAAACUUCUUUGAAGUUAUCCGUUACAAUACCUCCACUGAGAAGUUGAGUCAGUCACGUUUGUGA
Molecule: messenger RNA, 543 nt
Organism: Haliotis rubra (blacklip abalone)
Lineage: Eukaryota; Metazoa; Mollusca; Gastropoda; Lepetellida; Haliotidae
Exons: 5
Coding region: 106-543 (145 amino acids)
Biological process (GO): cell-matrix adhesion
Cellular component (GO): extracellular region; lysosome
Molecular function (GO): calcium ion binding
Source: RefSeq, a predicted model, not a curated record